UAUUACCCAUCCCACCUCUUCGAAUCUCGUCGUCCAAAAAAAUCCUCUCCGAACCCUAUGUCUUCCUUCCCCUUAUGCCAAGAGACCAAGAAUCAAACGUGGGCUCAUCAGCUAUAGCACUCUCCCUCAUGUGCCCUCGAUUGCUCGUGUGCUGUCGGCGGUUAGGUACUCUUCUGUAGCAGCGACGUCGUCUUUCAGGUACUGUUCUCUCCUCUGGAACUGAGUCGUUAAAUCUUUCGUUCCAGAUCGAUACCGGACCGUGAGUACGCUCGAUCCAGAUCGAAAUUCGUAGGGGGUGAGCGAUUUAGGCAACUAUGGACUAAAUUUUAGUGAUUUCUCACUUAUUACCUCUAUGUGAGUUUGCAACAUCCAUUGCUCCAGUUAUAAGAAGGACAAGAGAAGCUGCUGCUGUUAUCAUUUUUGUUUUUCAGACCAAGUAGGGUACAUAACAUUGUAGGAACUUGAGCAUGAGCGGUGCACCUAAAAGACCUCACGAAGAGAGUGGUCAUUCCUCCUCUUCAAAAUACCCACAUGAUGAUUCAGGAGCUUACCCGAAGCUGUCAUCAUCGGUUUCCAAUGAGUACCAUCCUCCCUAUGAGAUGGCUCAAGAUUCUCGCUUGCCGAAGAUUCCCCGUACAGAAUCCCGUGACCUGGAUAGAAGAUCUCCCAUUCAUUCAAUAUAUCGAAUGCCAUCAACUUCAAAUGAUUUGCAUGUAGAUCAGCCUGUUGCUUCUGAAAACAGAUUGGAGUCCAGAGAUUCCAAGGAUACUAGAGAUCUUCGCUUUGAGAACCGAGACACAAAGACGGAGACAAAGGACUUGUACAGUGAGUCAAGAAGGGAUACACAGAAUGCUAAGGGUGAAAAGGAUGUGAGGUAUGACAGUCGAGGGGAUGACAAUAAGGAGACGAAAUAUGAAAGGGAGAAUUUUAAUGAUGUGAAGGCUGACCUGAAAAUGGAAGGUUAUGGUGUGGUCAGUAGUCACUUGAAUUGGAAAGACUCAAAAGAAUACCAUAGAGGAAAACGGUAUUCUGAUGCCCCAGCUGGAAGUACAGAUGCCUGGCAUCGCAGUAGUACACAAGGCCACGUUGAGGUUGGAAAGGAAGUCCCUGCUACUGAGGAGCGGGAUCAUGUAGAGGCACAUGAGGCUGUUGGGGAAAAUAAAUUUGAUUCUAAAGGUGAGGAUAAAUUCAAAGAAAAGGAUAGAAAAAGGAAAGAUAUGAAGUACCGGGAAUGGGGAGACAAGGAUAAGGAAAGAAGUGAUCGUAGGAGCACUAUUCCAGUAGCUAACAGCAGUAGUGAGUGCAAAGAACCAGCAAAAGAAGAAAGAGAUGCAGAUAGGUGGGAGAGGGAGAGGAGGGACACCGGCAAAGACAAGGAAAGACAGAGAGAGAGGGAAAGGGAUCAUACCAAGAAAGACCCAUGGAAUGGAGUAGAGAAAGAUGGUUCAAAUAAUGAGAAGGAAGUGGGGGACGGGUCUAUUAGAGUGUCAGAACAGGAAAUUCUGCCAGCAGAGCAGAAAAAACAGAAAGAUUUUGAUAGUUGGAGAAAUGUUGAUAGGGAAUCCAGAGACAGGAGGAAAGAAAGAGAUGUUGAUGUUGAAGGAGAUAGAACUGACAAGCGCAGUAGGGGCUAUGACAAAGAAUCAGAUGAUGGAUGUGCAGAUUGUGAAGGGGCUACAGACCGAGAUAAGGAAUUUUGUAAUUAUGGAGUUCAGCAGCGUAAAAGGAUGCAACGAUCAAGGGGUAGCCCUCAGGUGGCAAAUCGUGAGCUGCGCUUUAGGUCCCGCACUCAAGACAAUGAAGGAUCCCAAGGUAAAAAUGAAGUAUCCUCUGUUGUUUAUAAAGUUGGCGAAUGCAUGCAAGAACUGAUAAAGUUGUGGAAGGAAUAUGAAGUAUCUCAAGGUGAAAAAAAUGAAAGCUGUCUAACUGGUCCAACCCUUGAAAUUCGGAUCCCAGCUGAGCAUGUUACCGCAACAAAUCGCCAAGUUAGAGGUGGCCAGCUGUGGGGGACAGAUAUAUACACAGAUGAUUCAGAUCUCGUUGCUGUUCUCAUGCACACAGGAUACUGCCGACCAACAGCGUCUCCCCCACCUCCUGCAAUCCAGGAGUUGCGUGCUACAGUUCGAGUACUACCUCCACAAGACUGUUACAUUUCUACUCUGAGAAACAAUGUUCGAUCUCGAGCCUGGGGAGCUGCGAUUGGUUGUAGCUACCGUGUUGAGCGCUGUUGCAUCGUGAAGAAGGCAGGAGGAACCAUUGAUCUUGAGCCUUGUCUUACGCACACUUCUACAGUGGAGCCUACCCUUGCUCCAGUGAUUGUUGAGCGUACAAUGACUACAAGGGCUGCAGCUUCGAAUGCAUUGCGGCAACAAAGAUUUGUACGAGAAGUUACAAUACAGUACAACCUCUGCAAUGAGCCUUGGAUUAAGUACAGUAUAAGCAUUGUUGCUGACAAGGGUUUGAAGAAAACUCUUUAUACUUCUGCGCGUUUGAAGAAGGGAGAAGUUCUUUAUUUAGAAACACAUUCAUGCAGGUAUGAGCUUUGUUUUACUGGAGAGAAGAUGGUCAAAGCUACACAGCUAUCACAGAUGCAUGAAGGUGAGACAGAGAAAAGUCAAAAUCAUGUAUCGCAUUCCACCAAUGGUGAAAGAAAUGAUUCUGAUAACAUUAUGAUUGAUGUCUUUCGAUGGUCUCGAUGUAAAACGCCUCUUCCCCAGAAGGUCACGCGGUCCGUUGGGAUCCCACUGCCCCUUGAAUAUGUGGAGGUGUUGGAGGAGAAUCUUGACUGGGAGGAUGUCCAAUGGUCACAGACUGGUGUCUGGAUUGCUGGGAAAGAAUAUACACUUGCUCGGGUGCAUUUUCUGUCGACAAAUUAACCUAUGUUUUAUAUUUUUCUCAAUUUGUUCAAACAACAAUGUUUCUUGACUUCUUUUCUUGCCAUCCUGAUUUAAUGUAUGGGUUUGGUAUAAUAUAUUUUACUCAAUGAUAACGCUUAUACAGUUAUAUAUAUUACUAUUUAUUUCCCUUUCUUUGUAAUUAUAAGCAUUUUGCCGUGUAACUAUGUUCUCUGAUUCCAUUUUGGGAAAAAUAGAAAAUAAUUUCCGAGCAC
Molecule: messenger RNA, 3109 nt
Organism: Prunus mume (Japanese apricot)
Lineage: Eukaryota; Viridiplantae; Streptophyta; Magnoliopsida; Rosales; Rosaceae
Source: RefSeq, a predicted model, not a curated record